Messenger RNA from Haliotis rufescens (red abalone), 771 nucleotides. Its product is annotated as agrin-like. Gene Ontology annotation, molecular function: protein binding. Lineage: Eukaryota; Metazoa; Mollusca; Gastropoda; Lepetellida; Haliotidae. The record is from RefSeq and is a predicted model, not a curated record. The transcript is spliced from 4 exons. The coding region runs from base 55 to 654 and encodes 199 amino acids.
AAGACUUUUCUCCACCAGCACGCCACGCUGACUUCUCCACACUUGAAACAAAGCAUGCGGUUUUCUCGGGUACUGCUGUGUGUUCAGCUGGCUAUUGUGCUUCUGUCCGAUAUUCAAUGGACACUGAAUGCUCAUGCGAGGCCAGUGGAAGAGGUCCUCAACCACCCACACAAAAAUCCUUUCUCCGCCACGUUGUGCGCCGCCAUCUUGAAAUUUGACUGCAGUCUUCACAAAGUCACAGACCACGAGACAAUGUGUGGCACCGACCAAGUCACCUACCCCGACCACUGCGUGUUUGCCAAAGCAAGAUGUCGGCCAUCUUCCACCAUACUGUUCAAUCACAAAGGAGCCUGUGACGUCACGCCAUCUCCAGCCAGUCACAUGACCACCAUCCUUCCAAGCACCGUCACGUGGGGCCAUGACCCGGGAUAUGACCUGAUCAAAGACGUUUUCUGUACCAACAUCAACACCAUCAUCUGUGGGAAUCACGUAGACUCCGACAUCUGUGCCACGGAUGGGAAGGUGUACACAAACCAGUGCCUUUUUGCCAAAAUGAAAUGUUUCAAGCCUGACCUGGAGCCGACCAACCCCGCAAAGUGUCACGAGAACGGCCUCCCCUUGAAGUCAACACCGAAGUCUAUUCUGAUUGGAUAAAUUCAUGCCCAAUAUGACGAAAUGCAUGUUUCAAGUACCAUAUGAUGGACCUGUAUUUAAGCGAUGCGGACACUGAUUUCUGUACUGUAAAUAUGUCUGUGGUAUUAAACACCAGUA